This is a messenger RNA of Manis pentadactyla (Chinese pangolin), 2352 nucleotides long. RefSeq names its product SH3 domain binding protein 2 (gene SH3BP2). The coding region runs from base 160 to 1917 and encodes 585 amino acids. NCBI's taxonomy places the organism in Eukaryota, Metazoa, Chordata, Mammalia, Pholidota, Manidae. The record is from RefSeq and is a predicted model, not a curated record. The transcript is spliced from 13 exons. Gene Ontology annotation, molecular function: SH3 domain binding. Gene Ontology annotation, biological process: signal transduction.
GGGGUGGAAGCCCUGGAGGCCACAGGCCCCAGACACAGCAGGUGGCUGUCAGCAGGAAGGAGCUGUGAGCACAGGAACCAGCUGGCCAGCGCUGGGGCAUCAGGUCUCACCUGCCUGGGGAAUGCAGGCCCCGGUCCUGCCCGGUGGCCCCUGAGCCACAUGGCCUCCCUGGGCUACAGGACACCUGCGCGCAGCCCACCACCAGGCAGGAGGAGAGCCAUGUGCUGGGCAAGUGCCUUCAGCUUCAUGGCGGCUGAGGAGAUGCACUGGCCUGUCCCCAUGAAGGCCAUUGGCGCCCAGAACUUGCUAACCAUGCCUGGGGGUGUAGCCAAAGCCGGCUACCUACACAAGAAGGGUGGCACCCAGCUGCAGCUGCUCAAAUGGCCCCUGCGCUUUGUCAUCGUCCACAAGCGGUGCAUCUACUACUUCAAGAGCAGCUCCUCCGCCUCCCCACAGGGCGCCUUCUCGCUGAGCGGCUACAACCGAGUGAUGCGGGCGGCUGAGGAGACCACGUCCAGCAAUGUCUUCCCUUUCAAGAUCGUCCACAUCAGCAAGAAGCACCGGACAUGGUUCUUCUCAGCCUCCUCUGAGGAUGAACGCAAGAGCUGGAUGGCCUUGCUGCGCAGGGAAAUUGGCCUCUUCCAUGACAAGAAGGAGCUGCCCCUGGAUGGAAGUGACUACAGCUCUGACGCAGACAGCUUCUACGGUGCAGUCGAGCGGCCUGUGGACAUCAGCCUCUCUUCGUACCCAACAGACAGUGAAGACUAUGAACAUGACGAUGAAGACGACUCGUACUUGGAGCCUGACUCCCCUGAGCCCUUGAAGCCUGAAGAUGCCCUGACCCACCCACCGGCCUACCCGCCUCCUCCUGUGCCCACGUCCAGGAAGCCAGCCUUCACCGACAUGCCCCGUGUCCACUCCUUUGCCUCCAAGGGCCCGAGCCCUCUGCUGCCACCCCCACCCCCUAAACGUGGCCUCCCUGAUGCUGGCCUGGCCCCAGAGGACUCCAGGAGGGAUCUGCUGGGCCUGAGGCUGACUGAGCCCAGCCCCAGAGUGCCUGCUGCAUCCCGCAGGAUGAGCGACCCCCCAGUGGGCAGUCUGCCCACCACGCCCAGCCUCCGAAAACCCCCUUACUUCCGUGAGAGCCCCGGCCCCAGCUCAGAGCCGCCGGUCCCUGGCCAUGGGACCAGCUCUGCCGGCACGGCCACUGCCGCUUCCAGGAACUGUGACAAGCUCAAGUCCAUCCGUCUGUCCCCCUGGGGGCGCACUCCUGAGCCCCCAGCUGUGCCAGCCAUCAAGCCCAAGUUCCUGAAUACAGCUGAAGAGGUUUUCCUGAGGGAGGCCGCAAGACCUGGACCCUUUGUGCCCCCUGUGGCUCCCAGGCCUCCUGCACUGAAGCUGUCUGGGCCUGAGGCCACAGCCCGGCCUGCAGUCCUGCCCAAGCCAGAGAAGCUGCUCCUCCCCCACCUCCAGCGGUCGCCCCCCGACGGGCAGAGUUUCAGGAGCUUUUCCUUUGAGAAACCCCGGCAACCCUCACAGGCUGAUACUGGUGGCGAGGACUCGGAUGAGGACUAUGAGAAGGUGCCUCUGCCCAGCUCCGUCUUCGUCAACACCACGGAAUCCUGCGAAGUGGAAAGGCUGUUCAAAGCCGCAAGCCCCCGGGGAGAGUCCCAGGAUGGACUCUACUGCAUCCGCAACUCCUCCACCAAGACCGGGAAGGUUUUAGUCGUGUGGGAUGAAAGCUCCAACAAAGUGAGGAAUUACCGCAUCUUUGAGAAGGACUCUAAAUUCUACCUGGAGGGUGAGGUCCUGUUUGUGAGUGUGGGCAGCCUGGUGGAGCACUACCACACCCACGUGCUGCCCAGCCACCAGAGCCUGUUCCUGCAGCACCCCUACGGCUACGCUGGACCCAGGUGACACCUGAAUCACGUACUGCCGGACAGAGGCGAUCGUGGGGGCUGUGAUCCCAGGCCAUGCAGAUGAGACUAGCCUGCAUGGGAGAACGAUCAGGAGAGAGUGCCAUGCUCUGGCUUGGGGUAUCCGUUAUCUCAGGCCAGUCCCCCCCCAGCAGGCUGGGUCUCCGGAGCCAGGCCAGGUCCCAAGCUUCAGAAGAUUGGGCUCUCCUAUCCAGCCCACCUCCCAGGAACCCAGGGUCCCAGGACUGAGCCCUGACUGAGCUUCACAGACAGUGGUUCUGGUUCUGCCAUUACACCCACCUUCCCCUGAGCUGGGAGCUGGGCAAGGCUGGGGCUUUUGGGGGUGGGGCAGGAGCCAGCUCCGGGGCCACUCCCCAGCAGGAACGCUAAGGUGCUAGCGGUCACUGUUGCACACAAUAAAGCACAGAUGACCUUU